AUGCAUCUGUUCCUUCCACAAUCAUACAACCAUCUGCAUCAGCUCAGUGUCAUUGUCAACUCAACAUCCAACAGCAAUCAACAUGAAUGUCGCAAGCCGACACCCACGACGACGACAACCGAGCCUAACUGUGAGGAGUCAUCUGAGGAGGAUCACUCAUCGGAAGAAGAUCAUCCGUCGGAAGAGUCCGAUUGUGAAGAAAAGGAAAACUACUCCACAAAAUGCGAAGUGACCACGACAACCGAGCCUAGCUGUGAGGAUUCAUCUGAAGAGGAUCACUCAUCGGAGGAAGAUCAUUCGUCGGAAGAGUCCGCAUGUGAAGAAAAGAAAAGCUACUCCACAAAAUGCGAAGUGACCACGACGACCGAGACUAGCUGCGAGGAGUCAUCUGAGGAGGAUCACUCAUCGGAAAAAGAUCAUUCGUCGCAACAGUCCGAUUGUGAAGAAAAGGAAAACUACUCCAACAAUUACGAAGUGACCACGACAACCGAGCCUAGCUGCGAGGAGUCAUCUGAGGAGGAUCACUCAUCGGAAGAAGAUCAUUCGUCGGAAGAGUCCACAUGUGAAGAAAAGAAAAGCUACUCCAACAAUUGCGAAGUGACCACGACUACCGAGCCUAGCUGUGAGGAGUCAUCUGAAGAGGAUCACUCAUCGGAAGAAGAUCAUUCGUCGGAAGAGUCCACAUGCGAAGAAAAGAAAAGCUACUCCAACAAUUGCGAAGUGACCACGACUACCGAGCCUAGCUGUGAGGAGUCAUCUGAGGAGGAUCACUCAUCGGAGGAAGAUCAUUCGUCGGAGCAGUCCGAUUGUGAAGAAAAGGAAAACUACUCCACAAAAUGCGAAGUGACCACGACAACCGAGCCUAGCUGUGAGGAGUCAUCUGAGGAGGAUCACUCAUCGGAAGAAGAUCAUUCGUCGGAACAGUCCGAUUGUGAAGAAAAGGAAAACUACUCCACAAAAUGCGAAGUGACCACGACAACCGAGGCUAGCUCUUGUCUUGCCUCGUAUCAUGUAAAUUCCUGCCAGAAGAAACCAACAACUCCGAAACCAAAAUGUGUGGUGCAUUAUGUGGAAGAGGAAAAGUAUCCCAAUGAUUGUGAAGUCACCACGACCACCACCGAGUCUAGCUGUGGCCAUUCAUCGGAGGAGGAACAUUGUGCCGAUGGAUAUAACUGGAAUGGGUAUUUCUGUGUUCCUGAAUCUUGCACCAAGACGUAUCCCAAGUACAGCCACAAAGUAGCGACUCCGGAAGAGCUCGGUGUUGUCGGUCAUCAUUACGGUUACCCCGGUUACCCCGCCGGUUACUAUCCCGGUUUGGCUUACCCCCACGGUCCUGCCUACUACCCAUAUGCGCCAUCCUGUAACAAGGGCCCUGUUGUUGUCAACUACAACCACCCGUCUGUUUCUUCCUACAAGCGUCCCGGACCCUGCAGCUGUGGAAACUGUCUUUCCUGCAAAGCCCGACCAGAAAACCUGUACUACUCGGAGCCCCUCAAUCCUAGCUUCCAUUACUAG
Molecule: messenger RNA, 1515 nt
Organism: Anopheles merus
Lineage: Eukaryota; Metazoa; Arthropoda; Insecta; Diptera; Culicidae
Product: cell wall protein RTB1-like
Exons: 4
Coding region: 1-1515 (504 amino acids)
Source: RefSeq, a predicted model, not a curated record